Vespula pensylvanica (western yellowjacket) is the source of this 1362-nucleotide messenger RNA. RefSeq names its product casein kinase II subunit beta-like. Gene Ontology annotation, molecular function: protein kinase regulator activity. The record is from RefSeq and is a predicted model, not a curated record. The transcript is spliced from 5 exons. Gene Ontology annotation, cellular component: cytoplasm; protein kinase CK2 complex. NCBI's taxonomy places the organism in Eukaryota, Metazoa, Arthropoda, Insecta, Hymenoptera, Vespidae. Bases 64 to 726 code for a protein of 220 amino acids.
ACGAGAACUCCAUCUACGUCACCUCGACAAGCAUACGUGGUUAAUCGAAGCACCAAAAGAGAAAUGAGCAGUUCCGAGGAGAUAUCUUAUAUAUCGUGGUUUUGUGCCGUCAAAGGAAAUGAGUUUUUUUGUCGGAUCGACGAAGAUUACAUUAGAGAUAAAUUUAAUUUAACAGGGUUAAGCGAACAAGUGCCAUAUUACCAGCAAGCAUUAGAUUUGAUUCUAAAUAUCGAGCCUUCAUAUUAUGAUAUAGAGGCAAUCAAAUAUGAUUACGUCAUAGAGGCUGCUAAAGUGACCUAUGGUCUAAUUCACGCACGUUACAUUCUUACAAAUCGUGGACUUGCUCAAAUGAUUGAAAAGUAUCAAGCAGGUGAUUUUGGUCAUUGUCCUCGCGUAUAUUGCGAAUCCCAACCAACAUUACCUAUAGGUCUGAACGAUACUCCUGGCAAAGGAUGGGUUAAGAUUUAUUGUCCUAAAUGUAUGGAUAUCUACAAACCUAAAAGUUCUAGACAUCAUUAUAUCGAUGGUGCAUAUUUUGGUACAGGAUUUCCACACAUGCUUCUGAUGGUUCAUCCAGAGUAUCGACCAAAGGGCGCAACAAAUCAUUUUACACCUAGAUUAUACGGUUUUAAAAUUCAUUCACUGGCUUAUCAGAUACAGCAACAGUCGGCAUCGAUCUUUAAAACACCAUUGCGAGCUCUUAAAGAUAAGAACGAGAAAUUUUAAGAGCAGUUUGAUGUACUUUAGAUCAUUUUUUGUUAGAUAUAAGUAAAAUAUUUUUUAUAUCUCUCUUCAUUUGACUGUGUAAAAUGUUGUAAUCCGGGCUAUUUUUUUAUUAUCUUAUAGAAUAGGGAAAUCUCAAGUUCUCCAAGCCUAUUUACAAUAAGCCAAUUUAUAAAAAACUUAGGUUUUAAACGUAAUUUUUGUGGAGAGGGGAAGAGAGAAAGAGAGAGAGAGUGAGAGGGGGGGGGGAGAAAACGAGACGAUAGUGCAAUUUGUUAAUGUAUCUAUCUUCUAAUAUAAUGGGAGGAAUUUUUAUAACAAUUUAAGUGACAAUUUCCAUUUACAUGAAAAUGAUAUUUAUAUGCGAGAAAAAGGAUACAAUAUACUUAGGAUAAUUGCUAGAUUAUAAGAAGGAAGAUAAGAAAUAUGGAUAGGAUGUAAUUGUCCGUACGAGUCCAUUGUAUAAUUAUGACUGCUGCCAAGUAGUUCCUAUGUAUGAUCUUCGUAUGAAGAUUUAUCAUUAGUUAAAAAGUAUUGUCUGUGUUGAUAUCAUAUCAAGUAAAUGCAUCAAAGAAUUAUUUGUUAGAUAUACUUAAAUUUUAUUUUCAAAUAAAUAAAACAAUGAAAUAUAGUGAUCAA